AUGAGGUUUGAUACACUCCUGCUUGGAGGCCUCUGCGCCGUAUCAAAUUUCCCAUACGCCUCAUCCGCACCGCGCGAUGCUCGCUCUACUCAACAUGUCCCGGAAGUCAAGAACCGCAUAUUCGUCCUCACAGACAUUGGUAAUGAACCCGACGACUCAAUGUCUCUGGUCCGGCUACUCGUACACUCCAAUCUCUACCAAAUCGAAGGCUUAGUAGCAAUAACCUCAUUCUGGCUUCCCAAUGCCACACUUCCUAACAUGAUCCACGACAUCGUAGACGCAUACGGAGCCGUCCAGUCAAACCUGCAAUCGCACAGCAACACCUUCUUCCCAAAAGUCGACGACUUGAAAAGCAAGAUUGGCACUGGACCCUCCGUCUACGGCAUGCAAGCUUUACGUCAACUCGAACAAGGAGCAAACAUCACAAACGGCACCCAAAUGCUCAUCAACGCCGUCGACGCUUCACCAUCCCCACUAUACGUACAGCUCUGGGGCGGAGCCAACACCCUCGCCUCCGCACUCUGGACCGUAAACCGCACUCGCUCAGCCUCAGAACUGGAAACAUUUACCUCCAAACUCCGUGCCUACGCCAUCUCAGAUCAAGACGACACAGGCCCCUGGAUCCGUCGCAAUUUCCCUAGUAUGCGGUACAUUGCCUCGCGCCAUGGAUUCAACCAAUACCCAGUCGCAGCGUGGAUCGGCAUGAGUUCCACAUCCGUAGAUCCAGGGGGUCCAGACAACGAAAUCGUGUCCAGAGUUGCUAACAAUCAAUCCAAACUGAUGAGACUGACUGACUGA
Alternaria postmessia is the source of this 798-nucleotide messenger RNA. RefSeq lists its product as uncharacterized. Bases 1 to 798 code for a protein of 265 amino acids. The record is from RefSeq and is a predicted model, not a curated record. Gene Ontology annotation, molecular function: hydrolase activity, hydrolyzing N-glycosyl compounds. NCBI's taxonomy places the organism in Eukaryota, Fungi, Ascomycota, Dothideomycetes, Pleosporales, Pleosporaceae. The transcript has a single exon.